Messenger RNA from Scaptodrosophila lebanonensis, 744 nucleotides. Its product is annotated as DET1- and DDB1-associated protein 1. NCBI's taxonomy places the organism in Eukaryota, Metazoa, Arthropoda, Insecta, Diptera, Drosophilidae. Gene Ontology annotation, biological process: positive regulation of proteasomal ubiquitin-dependent protein catabolic process. The coding region runs from base 185 to 508 and encodes 107 amino acids. The transcript has a single exon. Gene Ontology annotation, cellular component: Cul4-RING E3 ubiquitin ligase complex. The record is from RefSeq and is a predicted model, not a curated record.
AUUAAAACUUCAUCCGUUUUAUGUUUGGAGAAUAUAAAUAAAAAUAUAUUCGUUAAACUACGGGUUUUUAAUUUAGCUGCGUAAGCAGUGUACAACGCACAACGAGCAUAAGCAAGCAUUUCACACCUGCACAGCACAACCAGUGAAAUUACUACAACAACAACAACAAAAAUAUUCAUCCACAAUGUCUGUUAGCGUCAAUGAGUUUCUCAAGGGCCUGCCCUGCCAUGAUUCCAGCAAUUUUUCGCAUGUAAGCCACGAGCACGGGAUACGAACGUCCCAGAAGCGUGCUUCUAUCUAUUUGCCAACCGAGGAUGUGCCGUCGGAGCAAUUGAUUGUUAUGGACAAGAGAUGUGUGCUAUUGCGUUAUCUUACCCAACAGUGGGACAAAAAGACGCUACAACGAAAACGCGAGCAUGGCAACGAAAGCAGCAACAAUACUAAUUCUACGCCCAACGGAAAUAAUAGCAAAAAACGUCCACGCUUGGAAAAUAACGAGCUUAACUGAGGGGCUAACAACCAGGAGGCGAUCACCUAUCUUAAUCAUCGUGGAUUCUGCCAAUAUCGCUUUAUCAAAACAAACACGAACAUGCACACAUUCAUACAUACUCGUGAAGAGAAGCCGUAAACACAUAAUACCGUUAAAAUUCUAAAAUUAGGCAGACUUCUGGGCAAAUCAUUUGUUCGUCUGACCAGAGUGUAAGUUUAACCAUUGUCCGUAAGAAUAAAAUCGCUACAAUGUAA